AUGGCCACUACAUUCUCCCUCCCACCUCUCCCCUACGCUUACGAUGCCCUGGAACCCGUCAUCUGCAAACAGAUCAUGGAAAUCCACCACCAAAAACACCACCAAACCUACAUCACCAACCUCAACGCCGCCCUCUCCGCACAAUCCACUGCCCUCGCAGCAAACAACAUCCCCGAGCUCAUCAACCUUCAGCAGAAGAUCAAGUUCAACGGCGGCGGCCACAUCAACCACUCCCUCUUCUGGAAGAACCUGGCCCCCCACGGCAGCCCCGAGACCGAUAUCGACCAGGCCGCUCCCGCCCUCAAGGCCACCAUCGAGGCGCAGUACGGCUCCGUGCAGAAGUUCAAGGAGGCCUUUGCCGCCGUGCUCCUCGGUCUGCAGGGCAGCGGUUGGGGCUGGUUGGUGGCUAAUGGGCCCGGGGGGAAGUUGGAAAUCGUCUCCACUAAGGAUCAGGAUCCGAUCACGGAUAAGAUCCCGGUGUUUGGGGUGGAUAUGUGGGAGCAUGCUUAUUAUUUGCAGUACUUCAAUAACAAGGCCUCGUAUGUAGAGGGUAUCUGGAAGGUCCUCAACUGGCGCACUGCAGAGGACAGAUUCAAGAAUGGCGUGGAGGGCUCUGCGCUUCUCAAGCUGUAG
Messenger RNA from Aspergillus pseudonomiae, 633 nucleotides. Its product is annotated as superoxide dismutase. Lineage: Eukaryota; Fungi; Ascomycota; Eurotiomycetes; Eurotiales; Aspergillaceae. Gene Ontology annotation, cellular component: mitochondrion. Bases 1 to 633 code for a protein of 210 amino acids. Gene Ontology annotation, molecular function: metal ion binding; superoxide dismutase activity. Gene Ontology annotation, biological process: superoxide metabolic process. The transcript is spliced from 3 exons. The record is from RefSeq and is a predicted model, not a curated record.